UUUCAUGGGGUUAUUUCCCCAACAACCACCCGGCUGUCAUUUUUGGCAUUUUGAACAUCAGAUACGUCCAUUAGAUGGAUUUUUAAACGGAUCUUUUUGAUACAAGUAUUGAUUUAUUUAUUUGCCAAAAUCACUUUAGAACCCCAUCAAACUUUUGAGUCUCUGAACUCUGGUAACCUUAAUCCUCUAAGUUCUCAGAGACAUACAAGCAGGAAUAAACUGUUUACUAAUCGUCCCUGGAACUGUGCAGCUCCCUUGUAUAAAAAAAGGAAGAAAAGAAACAAUUUUACAGUUAUGACCUCUUUUAAAUUGGAUUUUCUCCCAGAGAUGUUGGUCGAUCAUCACUCUUUGGACAAUAGUCCUGUCAGGAAGAAGAUGAAUGGAUCUCUGGAUCAUCCAGAUCAACCAGAUAUAGAUGCUAUUAAGAUGUUUGUUGGACAAAUCCCACGAUCAUGGUCUGAAGAGCAGCUUCGUGAACUCUUUGAACCCUUUGGAUCAGUCUACGAGAUCAAUAUCUUACGAGACCGGAGCCAAAACCCACCACAGAGCAAAGGUUGCUGUUUUGUAACAUAUUAUACUCGUAAAUCAGCCUUGGAAGCACAGAAUUCUCUACACAACUUGAAGAUCCUGCCUGGGAUGCAUCACCCAAUCCAGAUGAAGCCAGCAGACAGUGAGAAAAGCAAUGCAGUAGAGGACAGAAAACUUUUUAUUGGAAUGAUCUCCAAGAAGUGCAAUGAAAACGACAUCCGACUGAUGUUCUCUCCAUAUGGCCAGAUAGAAGAAUGUCGGAUACUCCGAGGCCCUAAUGGACUCAGCCGUGGAUGUGCAUUUGUAACAUUUACAGGUCGACAAAUGGCCCAGUCUGCUAUCAAGUCAAUGCACCAGUCACAGACUCUGGAGGGCUGUUCAUCACCCAUUGUAGUGAAAUUUGCAGAUACUCAGAAGGACAAAGAGCAGAAACGCCUUGCUCAACAGCUGCAGCAGAUGCAGCAACUCAGUACAACUUCCAUGUGGGGAAAUUUAUCCAGUUUCCACAAUCUUGGACCACAGUUCCUUGCACUCUACUUACAGUUGUUGCAGCAGUCUACCUUCACAGGAAAUGCACUCAGCAAUUUACACCAAGUUUCAGGUCUGAAUUCCAUGCAGAAUCUGGCAGCUUUAACUACUGCAGCAAAAGCUACACAAGGCACAACUUCAACUUCCAACAUCAUGACGACAUCUAGUAGUUCAUUAAGUGCACUAACCGGCUCAGGCAUGGCAACAAUAAAUGGCAACCUUUCUUCUGGUGGCUUGUCUCAUGGCUCAGGUAAUACAAUGGAGGCGCUGAGCCAAGCCUAUUCAGGUAUUCAGCAGUAUGCAGCUGCUGCCCUACCCAACUUCUACAAUCAGAGCCUGCUAUCCCAGCAAAAUGUGUCAGCUGCUGGCAGCCAAAAAGAAGGCCCAGAGGGAGCAAACCUUUUCAUUUAUCACCUGCCUCAUGAGUUUGGAGACCAGGACCUGCUGCAGAUGUUUUUACCUUUUGGAAAUGUGAUCUCAGCAAAGAUUUUCAUUGACAAACAGACCAACCUUAGCAAAUGUUUUGGCUUUGUGAGCUAUGAUAAUCCAGUGUCAUCACAAGCAGCCAUCCAGUCAAUGAACGGUUUCCAGAUCGGUAUGAAAAGACUGAAGGUUCAACUAAAGCGUUCAAAGAAUGAUAGUAAGCCUUACUAGCAUUAAGGCCUAUGGAACAAAUUGUGUUCUAGUAAGUACAUGAAUGAAGAAUUAUUUAUUUGGCAUUUACUGUACUGUCGCUUUCAUUAUAAAAGUACAAAAUCAUACUACAUAGCUCUUAAAGCGUGCUGUGCUGUAAAAAUACAUUAUUUUUUAUACAACAGACAUUAUCCAAGUUUGUAUUCUAAAUAUUUGGUCAUGUUCUGUAUUGUCUUGCUGUAUGAGCUUUCAGUUAAAUAUAUAAUGUGAUUCACAAUGA
This is a messenger RNA of Poeciliopsis prolifica (blackstripe livebearer), 1969 nucleotides long. It is a transcript of the gene celf1, whose product is annotated as cugbp, Elav-like family member 1. The transcript is spliced from 12 exons. Bases 295 to 1710 code for a protein of 471 amino acids. Gene Ontology annotation, cellular component: nucleus; ribonucleoprotein complex; cytoplasm. The record is from RefSeq and is a predicted model, not a curated record. NCBI's taxonomy places the organism in Eukaryota, Metazoa, Chordata, Actinopteri, Cyprinodontiformes, Poeciliidae. Gene Ontology annotation, biological process: regulation of alternative mRNA splicing, via spliceosome; mRNA splice site recognition. Gene Ontology annotation, molecular function: mRNA 3'-UTR binding.